CUGUAAUUUUCAACCCUGUAAUUGCUGUUUUUGGGACCCCUAAUCGGCGUCAUCGUCCGUUUGUAUGGUGGAGCUGCGGAAGUGCGGAAGGCGGAAAUGUGCGGAAGACGGAUCGCGGAAACCCGUCUGGGGCCCACUCUGACCCGGGAGCAUGGAACUGGUGACACGGCACGUGGCCUCCGAAAACGGUUUGUGGACUUGUAUAAAGUGAUACAAGGGAUAGAAAGGGGGAGUGCGAUAUGGCCUCAUGGAAGUCGAUACAAUAUCUUCCCUUUCAGUUUCAGUCUUGUAGUUCUGUGUCAACAGCGGCACAAUGGAUUCUCUCACAGCAGCCUUCCGGAGCGGCCAGAAGCCCUCAUUUCCAGCUGAAGCGGGAACUCUUGAAUACGCUCAAAGUCUUGAUCAGCAAGACAAGCUUGGCCAUCUCAGAGAAGAAUUCAAUAUUCCCACGAGGACUUCGUUGAAGAAGAAGGCUCUGAAUGGGGUCAGUCCCGGGGAAAACGACAGUGAAGAUGAAAAGAGCAUCUACUUUGUUGGGAACUCCCUCGGCGCUCAGCCAAAAGCUGUGAGAAGAGCCCUUGAGUCACAGUUAGAAACAUGGGCCAGCAUCGGUGUCAACGGUCACUUUUCAACCCUCGAAAACUCGCCUCUGUCCAGCUGGCAAGACCUGGCCGAGUCUUGUGCCAGGAAAUCGGUCGACCUCGUUGGUGCUGCUGUGCCAGAAGAGAUCAUCUACAUGAACACCCUCACCGCCAACCUCCACCUCAUGAUGGCCUCCUUCUACAAGCCAACAGCAGAAAGACACAAAGUCAUCAUCGAGUGGAAACCCUUCCCUUCAGACUGGUACGCCAUCCAAUCCCAAAUCCGCCACCACAACCUCUCCCCCUCCACCUCCCUCAUCGAAAUCCAACCCACCCCCGACCUCUACCUCACCACCGAAUCCAUCCUCGCCACCAUAACCGAGCACGCCCCCUCCACCGCUCUUGUCCUCCUCCCUGGAAUCCAGUACUACACCGGCCAGCUCCUCGACAUCAAAACCAUCACCGCCCACGCCCACUCCCUCGGCAUCCCCUGCGUAGGCUGGGACCUCGCCCACGCGGCCGGCAACGUCCCACUCUGCCUCCACGACUGGAACGUCGAUUUCGCGGUGUGGUGCACCUACAAGUACAUCAACGCCGGACCGGGAUCGACAGCCGGCUUGUUCCUUCACCAAAAACACCAUUCCAGAAACCUGGACAGGUUGGAGGGUUGGUAUGGAGCGGACAAGUCGGUUAGGUUUCUGAUGGAGAAGGAGUUCAAGCCUAGCAAAGGGGCGAGCGGCUGGCAGUUGAGCAACCCGAGUGCGAUUGACCUGGCGAGUGUGAGUGCUGCGUUGGGGGUGUUUGAGUCGGUGGGGGAGAGGUAUAUGGAGAGGUUGAGGGGUAAGGCGGUGGUGUUGACGGGGUAUCUGGAAUACUUGCUGGAGGGGCUGAUCAGAGAGGGGGUUGGGAGGAAGGGGGAGGAGCAGGCUUUUAGGAUCAUCACGCCGGGGGACCCGCUCGAGAGGGGGACUCAGUUGAGUUUGAUGCUGAGGGAGGGGAUAUUGGAGGGUGUGAGUAAAGUGUUGGCGGAGGAGGGGGUUGUCUGCGAUGCGAGGAAGCCGGAUGUGAUUAGAGUGGCUCCGGUGCCGAUGUAUUGCCGGUUUGAGGAUGUGUGGAGGUUUGUGGAGAUAUUCAAGGGAGCGUUGGCGAGGGUGUAG
This is a messenger RNA of Podospora pseudocomata, 1738 nucleotides long. RefSeq names its product Kynureninase (L-kynurenine hydrolase). Gene Ontology annotation, cellular component: cytoplasm. Gene Ontology annotation, biological process: NAD+ biosynthetic process. Gene Ontology annotation, molecular function: kynureninase activity; pyridoxal phosphate binding. The record is from RefSeq and is a predicted model, not a curated record. The transcript is spliced from 3 exons. NCBI's taxonomy places the organism in Eukaryota, Fungi, Ascomycota, Sordariomycetes, Sordariales, Podosporaceae. The coding region runs from base 314 to 1738 and encodes 474 amino acids.